This is a messenger RNA of Fomitopsis serialis, 1856 nucleotides long. RefSeq lists its product as uncharacterized. Lineage: Eukaryota; Fungi; Basidiomycota; Agaricomycetes; Polyporales; Fomitopsidaceae. The transcript has 3 exons. Bases 221 to 1501 code for a protein of 426 amino acids. The record is from RefSeq and is a predicted model, not a curated record.
AUCUUCAAGCGUGCUCGUCGCCACGAGCUCACACGCUCCGUCGUGGACGCGGUCAAGGCGAUGUAUGGAACAGAGAGACGGGCUUCGGACGUCGGCACUCCUCCACGUAGAUCUCUAUCUCGUGGACAUAGCCACUCCAGAUCUCGCUACCGCAGAGACCAUCCCGUCACGAACCUUCCUGCCGAGCUCCUCGCGCACGUCUUCGUCCUAGGCUCCGAGGAUGACUCCAUGUUCCCCUUGGCCGUCUCGCACGUAUGCCGGGCCUGGCGCGCCUCGCCCUGCACACACCAGCGUUGUGGCGUCGUGUCGCGCUCGACGGAAGGCUGCACAUGUGGCAGCAACGCAUCCUCCGCGCGAAAGCCUGCACGCUGGAUAUUCAGCUCACUGCCCACCUCCAGGAUUCGGUGAUAUCAUCGUUGUGCCCAUCCUCGACGCGUAUACGGUUGUGCAGUACAUGAACGUCGUGACGCCACUGAUAUCUCGCUGGAGAAGCCUCGACAUCAGAUUCGACGCAUACGCGCCCCAAUUAUGGAGCGCAGCGCUCUCGGCUUGUUGCGCGCAAUCCCCGGCAACACAUGUGCCCUUCAUACGGGAACUCACAUUGAUCUAUCCAGGUAAUGAUGACACGCGGGAAUUCGUGUUGUUUAAUGGCAGCGCACCCAGGCUCCGACGAGUCACGCUCUGCGGCAUCCGUCUCUCCUGGACGCGGUCGCUGUUCCAGGACCUCGCAUACCUCGACUACACUCACCAUGGCUUCACCCGAGGACAGGACGCUGCAGCGGAGGUGCUCGCGAUGCUCCGCGUCUCCUCCCACCUGCACGAGCUGCGGCUCUCCUUUCCGUGGCGUGGCGACUCGCAUUCCGUCUCCCCGCACUCCGUGCCGCUCACUGUGGUCCUCCCUCGCCUCCUCACGCUCGUGCUGACCGUCGAAGGCCCAGAGAUCCCCAACGCGUUCCUGACUGUCCUCGCGCACGUCUCUUGCCCGGCCCUGCGCACCCUGCGCCUGUACUCGACGUACCCGUUCCUCCGCCCGUCGUUGUUCCCGCGCCUCCGGCAUGUCUCACGGGUGCUGCCGCCUCUCCCCGCGUUGGAAGUCCUGCACAUAGAGCAUGGGUGGCUCGACCCGCGCUUCAUCUUUCCGCUGCUGCUGAGCUUACCGCGGCUGCGACACCUGACCCUGAAGGGCGUGCGCGUGACGGGCCCAUUCCUGGUCGGGCUUGCGGAGAACCUAUCCGCCAGGCGCGCCCACACGAGCCUCGCUUCGAGGCUGAAAGUGCUGGAGGUCAUCGGAUGCGACCUGCUGGGCGCUGACGUAGUGCAGGCCUUCCGCUUGAAGCCGGGAUGGAGCAGGCAUGGUAUCGAGACGAUUCUCAUUCGGGACUGCCCUGGGGUUGGGCCGACGGCAAUUGGAAAGCUGGGGGGGUUGGGUAUGGACGUGACGAUCUGGCCUGCUGGGGGAAGAGGUGAGAGUGGAACACAGAGGAAGGUGCUGUACCGCUAGAUAUGAUGGACCAGUGAACUGGCGUUGGACCUGCAAUCUGUGAAUCAUCAGUCGAAGUCAUUACGAUACCCCACUUCAGCAACCAUGACAUUGUCCCGCAAUCGAGUACAUGCACUUCAGAUACCAUACAACACUAGGACAGCCUAUGUACUUCAAUCUAUAUCAUUGCUAUAGGUAUGCAGAUUGUGGUAUAUGUUUGAUCGAGAAAUUGUGCCGAGCUGAAGAUGCCAGGUUAGCACGUAGACGGGUUGACGGCGGUGUAUCCGCCAUCGACGGCGAUCUCCUGGCCAUUGGUGUAGCACCCGGCCUUCGACACGAGAUAAACGACCGUCCCAGCGAUCUCCUCGGCACUAUG